Messenger RNA from Geosmithia morbida, 2937 nucleotides. RefSeq names its product Fungal trans. Gene Ontology annotation, cellular component: nucleus. The record is from RefSeq and is a predicted model, not a curated record. Lineage: Eukaryota; Fungi; Ascomycota; Sordariomycetes; Hypocreales; Bionectriaceae. Gene Ontology annotation, biological process: positive regulation of transcription by RNA polymerase II; DNA-templated transcription. Gene Ontology annotation, molecular function: sequence-specific DNA binding; zinc ion binding. The transcript is spliced from 4 exons. Bases 1 to 2937 code for a protein of 978 amino acids.
AUGUCCGAGGACGACGGCGGCUUGCCCGCCCAUGAAUGGACCGCCCAGGUAUCGCCGGCCAACAGCGACUCCGAGCACGAACAAGAUGGCAUCGGCGGUCCCGAUGGUCCCUCGCAACCCAUCCAGAAGCGACGUCGAUCUGCCGUCCCAUCAACUGACCAGAAACCAAAAGAAUGCACAUAUGACAAGCCUUCGAAUAGGAGGCGAAAUCCUGCCCCUCAGUAUAUAGAGGCCUUAGAGGGUCGACUGCAGCGCGCCGAGAACCUUCUCCGCAAGUUCGUCCCCGACGUCGACCUCGCCGACCCCAACCUCGACCCUGCCAUCCAGCAAGAGUUCCACAACCGUGAACAGGCCCGUGCUCGAGCUGGUGGCAGGCCACUCCCUCCCGGCCAGCAUCUGCAGACGCCGCAGCAACAUCACCCCCCUCCCUCCAGGGCCUCACAGGAUGCCCAGCUCGUGUCCAUGAUUGACUCGACCGGCCAGCUUGAUCUAGACGACAAGGGCGGUUGGGAUUUUCAGGGUCGAUCAUCCGGAUCUGUCUUCCUCAGGCGCAUGAAGGAGCAUUUCCGUGGGAAGCUGGGCCCCUCGACGAGGCUCAAUUUCCUGUCACGCCCGGAGAAGCAGCCGUCCGGCCUGACAAAUCUCGACCCACCUACCCCGGCUGGUGCAUCACCCUUCUCCUCCACGUCUACGAGCUACACGGAGCUGCCGUCAAGGGAGGUUGCCCGUAACCUGUGCUACUACUCACUCAGCUGCGCCACGUGCCUGGAGCGGGUAGUCCAUGUACCGUCGUUCUACGACAAGCUCGACAAGAUCUACGACAGGCCCAUAGAGAGCCUCAACCAGGAAGAGUCGCACUUUAUGGCCUUGGUAUAUUCUGUGCUGGCACUUGGAUGCAUGUAUAACAGCCUCGACGACGCGAAUACCUCCAAGAUGGCAUAUAGAGACUCCAUCGACGAAGGGGUACUCUUGCAGGACAUUACUGAUUGUCGCGACCUCACAUCGCUACAAGCGCUCGUCUUCACCAUCUUCUUCAUGCAGGCCUCAUCGAAUCUUAGCGCAUGUUACGCCUUUGUGGGCAUCGCUCUUCGGUCGGCCCUGCGCAUGGGACUCCACCGUCACCUCAAACAUUCGCACAUCGACACCAUCGAGGAUGAGACGCGCCGGCGAGUCUUUUACGUGAUCCGCCAGAUGGACAUCUACGUGUCUACGCUUCUGGGGUUCCCCUUACUCCUGAGCAUCGAAGACAUCGACCAACCGUACCCGUCAGAAGUUGACGACGAGUAUCUUCUCCCCGGCAGGAUACCGCAACCGCAACCGGGAGCGACGUCCUUCUUCGUGGCCUUCAACGCCCACACACGGUUGAUGGAGAUCCUCGCCAAGAUCACUAAAUACGUCUACCCGAUGAACGGGCCUGCUCAGGGCGUCAAGAGCAGCAACCCCGUCUCGUCCUACUCAGUCAGCUACUCGCGCAUAAAGGAUAUCGAAGCCGAUCUCCACUCGUGGUACGAACAGCUACCCGAGCACUGGCGGCCCAGCCCAGACGGGUCAGUCGAGGUCGUCCGCGUGCGCCAUCUCCUCCGCUUCAUCUACGCCCACGUCCAACUUGUCCUGUACCGUCCGUUCCUGCACUACGUGUCUCCGCGUCUGGGGCAGGGCACAAAAGUCGACGAGCUAUCGUAUGCCUGCGCCGCCGCGGCCAUCAGCGUCUCCCGCAACAUCGUGCACAUUGGUCUGGAGAUUCGCAAGCAGCGCGUCCUCAGCGGCCCCUACUGGUUCAUGCUGUACACCGAGUUCUUCGCCGUCCUCUCUCUGGUCUUCUAUGCCAUCGAGAACCCGGAGAAGCCUGGGUCGGCCGAGGUGUUGGCUGAUGCGUGGGCAGGGCGCAGGAUGAUUGCCGAGUUGGCGGACAGGAGUCUCUCGGCAGACAGGGUAACGGAGUCAUUGCAGGCCCUCUUCGAUCAACUACCGGAGAAACCUGAUACGGCUACAUUUCAGAAGCAGUCCUCCAGCAAGAAGAGGUCAGCACCCCCGGUAUCAAAGGACAUCUCCAACCCCAUGUUUCCGCCGCCCCGCCAGUCGAGCGUCGGCUCCCAGCGGACAGACGAGCUCUCGCGAGCCCGCCAGGGUGGCAGGACGGCACCCCCGCCGUUUGGAACUCCCUCAUCGCAGAUGGUGGACCCGAGGAUCCAUGACCCUGGUUUCGCGACAAGCAUGGACCUGCUGGGCUACGACAUGUCGUCGCGGGCCACCUCGGGCUCGCCAAGCACGGCAUCGAGCUCUCAUCCUCCCUCAUUCCCCGUAUCACAGCAACAGCAUCAGCAUAUCGGCUCGCAGAAUGCCGUCAACAAGCUGGACAACCUGAUGUUCCCGUCGGCCGACCCAUUCGCGUACCCGAACCAGCCGAUGAUGGAACUCAAUUUCCAGCAGACCCCCUCCUCGUCGACGGCAGGUGGGGUCAGCAUCGACAGCACCAGCGGCCCCGGACCCCACAACGACGCCAACAGCUUCUUCAUGACGGGUCCCAUGGACGACGUAGACAGCCAGCUGCUAGGCCAGCCGCCGCCAUAUAUGAUGCAGCAGCCCGACGGGCACCCGGGCAUGGGCUUCCCGGCGGCCAACAUGUACGACCCUGGUCUGUUCAGCAUACAGAUGGGAGGAGGGUCGGGGGGACCGGAAGGAAGUUCCCACCACCCUCCCAACCCGGCCGCACAGCAACCGCCGCCACCGCAUCCGUCACAGGUGCAGCACCAACGCCAUCAUCACGGUAUGCCUUCUCACCACAACCAGUCCAUCCACCCGGCCUUUGCCCACCCUCGGAGGCCGCAGCCCCGUCAGGCAGAGAGGCAGAUGGACCAGAUCUUUACAGAGAAUGGCAUGCAGGCGGACUGGGGGAGCUUCUUUGGCUCGGGAAGAGGUGUGUUUCAGGGAAUGUGA